Messenger RNA from Pseudomassariella vexata, 779 nucleotides. RefSeq lists its product as uncharacterized. The transcript has a single exon. The record is from RefSeq and is a predicted model, not a curated record. NCBI's taxonomy places the organism in Eukaryota, Fungi, Ascomycota, Sordariomycetes, Amphisphaeriales, Pseudomassariaceae. Bases 395 to 634 code for a protein of 79 amino acids.
CCACAGGCAAAAUCUCAUGGGCCCUAAACCCUUAUAUUGCACCUCUUCUAGCACCUGCGCUCCUACUGCGCCGGGACCAGUUUAAACAUUAUGAGAGUUAUUUUCUCUACUAUUGCCCCUUUCUAUGGUGUUUUCUGCGAACCGCUACUGCUCCUGUCAAGAUACCGCGCCGUAAAGGCACCUCCACUAAGCAAAUGAAUGCGUUGACGACAUUCGCAUCCGCACCCUGCACUUCCAAGGAAACCAGCCAAAAUCAAAAAUGGUGAACGAUCACUAGCUUCACAGCUAAACAAGUGAAGGCCUAUAUCACACGCCUUACCCCCGGCCGGACAUAUCGCCCCAGUAAGAGCAUGAACUUGAGCUAUUCGUUACAUCCCUCAGGACCACCCGCUUGAUGACCUUUCUGAUGUCUUUCAAUCCAAUUUUAGUGUCUACGUGGUUAUCUGCUCUCUGUAGCCUCGGAUUCGGGCGCCGUAUCCUAAUCGGAAGCUACCGAUCUAUAAACACGUCCACUCACUCCGGCUCGAAUAAGCGGAACUCCACAGUAAUUGGAUCUUUUGAUAAUGGGAGUAAAUACUAUAGACGGAUGAAAUAUAAGUUACCGGCGGUGCUUAUCGCCGCUAUUACGUUAUGAGGUCUUACGAACCGUUGGCAGACCAGAAAAGUGAACCUGAGGAAUCCGGGCAUUAUAUUUCAGAACAGGGGUUUUGGCCAUCUAUACCAGGGAGUUGUCUUGAAGAAGAAAGAAGGGAGAGUCAGAGAACAAUAAACUAUUCUGG